AUGGGGCUGACUAAUUGGCUUCUUUUAAACUUGAAUUCUCUGAAUUUUGCCUUAUAUCCUUGUUGGAAAUCUCUGUCUGCUGUUGUUACUUGUAACCUUUGGAAGAAUAGGAAUUGUGUUAUAUUUCAAAAUUCUCCUUUGAACAAUGAUGGUUUGCUGAAUAAAAUUAUGUUUGAGCUUGAGUAUUUGCUUUCUUAUGGCAGGGAUACUGGUGCUGUUCAUGGCUGUAGGCUGCAGCCUCAGGAUCAAAUCAAUUGGCAACCUCCCCCUGAGAAGCAGUUCAAGCUUAAUAGUGAUGGCUCUGUCUUUCAAUCUUUGGGAAAAGCUAGUUGUGGGGGCCUUAUUCGAAAUCACAAAGGCAAUUUCAUAACUGGUUUUUAUAAGUCCCUUCAUUUUUGUACUCCCCUUGAGGCUGAACUUUGGGGUCUUGUUUGGGGCCUUAAGCUGGCUGUUUCAAAUCAUAUUCAUGUUCUUUGGAUUGAUUGUGAUUGUAAGGAUGCCCUGCAUUUAGUUGUUAAUGUUCAGAAUAGUGAUCAUCAUUUGUAUUCUGUUAUCAAGGAAAUUAGGGACCUUCUUAGAAAUAUUCGUUUUGUUAGAUUUAAUCAUGUUCUUAGGGAAACUAACCAAUGUGCUGAUUGGAUGGCUAAAUUAGGAGAUGAAGUUGGGUUGUCUUUUCUAUUGUUUUGA
This is a messenger RNA of Abrus precatorius (Indian licorice), 687 nucleotides long. RefSeq lists its product as uncharacterized. The record is from RefSeq and is a predicted model, not a curated record. Lineage: Eukaryota; Viridiplantae; Streptophyta; Magnoliopsida; Fabales; Fabaceae. Bases 1 to 687 code for a protein of 228 amino acids. Gene Ontology annotation, molecular function: nucleic acid binding; RNA-DNA hybrid ribonuclease activity. The transcript has a single exon.